AGAGAAACAUAACAUCAACAAAAAUAUAUUUCCAUAAAACUUGAAAGAGAAAGACUCACGCGUGUUGUUUAAAUGCUCCAGUAUCGUGGACAAAUUUCUCACUGCUUUUUAUAAUUUUAUUUUAAGCUUCUAAUUUCAGUCAAGAGAAGACAUGUGUGUCUUGGAUCAGAUUCGCAUUAUAUUUUUUGUUACACUUUGGACAUCUCUAACUCAUGUUGGUGGAACAACAGCAUAUUCACAAUGCUUUCAAAUUUCACGAUUCACACCAAACAUGUGUCAAUAUUCUGCCAUGUUGCACUUGUGUUCUCAUAUGUGUUCGUCCAAAGUGAAAGAUCAUCUUGACUGUGGAGAACGCAAGCCUCUUUAUCGGCGCAUUAUCGGCGGUGUCAAAAGCACCCAGGGUGAAUGGCCAUGGCAUGUUAGCUUGAGCUUCAAAGGAAAACAAUAUUGCGCUGGUUCAAUCCUGUCUGAAUAUUUUGUUCUCACGGCGGCACAUUGUUUCGAUGAGGAUUACACCAGCAAUAAAAUUGAACAUUGGAAAGUUUCUGCAGGAGAUCAUCAGCUCUCAAUUUCGGAAGCAUUUGAACAAAAAAUAGACGUCAAAAAAAUUAUAAUGCAUCCAAAAUAUCGUGUAUCUAAACAUGGUCCUGAUCAAGGCCUCUGGGUUAUCCACAACGAUAUAGCUAUAGUUGAACUUCAAGAAUCGAUCAAACUACACCACAGCAACAAAGCUUCCUUGUGUUUACCUGACGAUUAUAAAAGUAUACCCGAUUUUUAUGGCUGCUAUAUUGUUGGAUGGGGUCACACGGCCUUUGCGGGGGAACAAUCCGAUGAAUUACGUCACGCGAAAGUUUACACAGUACCGAAUUCUAUCUGCAACAGUGAAAUAGCAUAUAACAAUACAGUGAAUUCAAAAGAGUUGAUCUGCGCUGGAUAUAAAGAUGGCGGCAUAGACGCGUGUAAUUACGACAGUGGUGGAGCGCUGGUUUGCAACAAAGAAGGUCGUUGGUAUGCGACUGGAAUCGUAUCCUCUGGUUUUGAAUGCGCGAGACCACAUUCGUAUGGUUUAUAUACUAAUGUAGCAGAGUAUAAAGAUUGGGUCAUCAAGAACAUUUUGUUUACAACAAAUUGAACGUGUGUCAGCAUUUAUCAAUGACGGUCAACUAGCUAACUUUCUGUGAUAUUGACGUCACUGAUAUCAUUAUCUGCAGUCGACAUCAGCUAUCUAAAAAACACACUAUCUCAAAUAUUUUCUGCGUCUCCCCUAACCACUUUUUAAAACUGAUAAAGUAAAAAGGAUACAAGAGGCACAGUUUGGCGUUCCCUCGUUUAUUCUAAAUACUUUUGUUUUUCCCCGCAGACUUACGUCACACAAGUUACUGUUUUACCGAACAGAAAGUCCUAAUCGACACUGUCAUGGCGGCAGCCGUAGUACUACUUUGUCCUCAAAUAUCUCGAGAACUAAAGCUCACAAAUAUAAAAAAAAAUAUCACAGUUUAUAUUCACAGUAUAAUAAACAUUUUAAGCAUAGCAUGUUAUCA
Messenger RNA from Hydractinia symbiolongicarpus, 1541 nucleotides. RefSeq names its product serine protease hepsin-like. The record is from RefSeq and is a predicted model, not a curated record. The transcript is spliced from 6 exons. Bases 152 to 1132 code for a protein of 326 amino acids. Gene Ontology annotation, biological process: proteolysis. Lineage: Eukaryota; Metazoa; Cnidaria; Hydrozoa; Anthoathecata; Hydractiniidae. Gene Ontology annotation, molecular function: serine-type endopeptidase activity.